Messenger RNA from Sporisorium graminicola, 558 nucleotides. RefSeq lists its product as uncharacterized. The record is from RefSeq and is a predicted model, not a curated record. The transcript is spliced from 2 exons. Lineage: Eukaryota; Fungi; Basidiomycota; Ustilaginomycetes; Ustilaginales; Ustilaginaceae. Bases 1 to 558 code for a protein of 185 amino acids.
AUGUCCGCUCCCUCGCUCCCACCGCAGAAGGAGGCUUUUGCGGGGUACGAAUCCUCGCCCGCGCUCGACCCAACUCCAGGAACUGCCCAGCUGAUCCGCGACGCAAUGGAUCUCUUUGGCGCCAAGCCUUCUCCUGCGAUCUUCACGCGCUGGUCGCCGAGCGCCGUGUUUGCGGAUCCGAUUUGCCACGCCGAGGGCCACCGCCAGUACCUCGCGCAGUGGUACGGCAUGCCCGCCGCAUUUGCGCAGAGCGAAACGCUCGAGUGGAAGCUGACCAAGCAGCACGAAGACACCGUCGAGUACGUCCAGAAGCAGCGCUACAAGGUCAAGGGCCUCGGCGUCACCAAGGACAUGAUUUCAACCGUGGUCAUGCAGCGCGAUCCAACCACCAACAAGAUCACCCGCUUCGAGGACCGCUGGAACCACAAACCCCUCGGCGGCUUCUUCAGCUGGCCCUUCAGGCGCCUCAAUGCGUUCACCUUGCCCUUGCUCGUAGGCGUGCCCAACGAGACCAAGCAGGCCGUCGCACCCGGCCGAGCUGGCUCGAAGGAUCUUUAG